GGGCCUUAGGUUUGGAAAAGAAAGCUGACGUUUAUUUGGGAAUCCCACAAAGUACAGUAUAAUGGGUAAAAUGAGGCCUAAGAAUACUUCUGGCAGCCCUCAGUUACGUGACGACAGGGACACUUCCUCCUGCCAGUACUUGAGAUGGCGCCAAAAAGGUUCCCGCCAGCCCCCAUCUGCGGUAAACAUAAUCCACCACCAUCAUCUUCCGCCCACAAUCAAGGUGGCGCAGAGCAGCAUGGGUAACCGGAAGCUUGUGUGACUUCUGCCGAGUACGGAAACAAAACAGCUUCUUCCGCCCGUAGUUAACAAGCUAGGGAUCCUUUUUACCUCUUGAAGUCAAGGCGCCUUCCGCUGUAACUUGGCAGAUAACGGCGAAUCCUUCCGCCCACCGUGAAUAUGGCGGCAGGCGUGCCUUCUUCCGCCCGUAAUUGGUUGGACCGCAGCAGAGCUGGCAGUGGUGUAAGAGCGGUGAUGGCGGUGCCGCGGCUGGAGCUGAACUUGGUGCGGCUGCUGUGCCGCUGCGAGGCGCUGGCGGCCGAGAAACGAGACCCGAGCGAGUGGCGCCUGGAGAAGUAUGUAGCUGCCUUGGAAGAAAUGCUCCAAGCCUUAAAGGAACAGUCAAGUAAACCUACCCCUGAAAUGCUUAAUGAGUAUUCUAGAAAAGUGGACUUUUUGAAAGGAAUGUUAGAGGCUGAAAAACUGUCAUCUUCCUCGGAGAAAGCCCUCGCCAAUCAGUUCUUGGCCCCAGGACGCACACCCACUACCACCAAAGAGCGGGUGCCAGCCACCAAGACCGUGCACCUGCAGACGAGGGCUCGAUACACUGGAGAGAUGAGGCGUGAGCUUCUGGGCACAGAAUCCUCGUCGGCCAGCGGUUCUGGAGACCUGAGCUUAAGGAAACGAGCGGGCCUGGCGACAGAUGAGAAGCAGUCAGCUGCAGAGCUAGAUGCUGUGUUACAACAUCACCACAGCAUACAGGAGAAGCUGGCCGAGGAAAUGUUGAGUUUGGCCCGGAGUCUGAAGAACAACACUCUGGCGGCACAGAAUGUGAUUAAACAAGAUAAUCAGACACUCUCCCACUCCCUCAAGAUGGCAGACCAGAACUUUGAGAAGCUAAAGACAGAGUCAGAGAGGUUGGAACAGCAUGCCAAGAAGUCUGUCAACUGGCUCCUGUGGAUCGUGCUCAUCCUGGUCUGCUUCAUCUUCAUCAGCAUGAUCCUCUUCAUCAGGAUCUUCCCCAAGUUAAAGUGAAACCAGGGGCUGGCUAACUGGCAUGUGGUGGGAAGAAGGGCACAGAUCUGGACUAAAAGUCAUUCACCUCCCACGGUUUCCUUCCAGAUGUUCAGGAACAUAGGACAGGAGGGUCCUGCUCAAAAGGAGUAGAAUAAAAUGACAUUCCCAUA
Messenger RNA from Monodelphis domestica (gray short-tailed opossum), 1406 nucleotides. RefSeq names its product unconventional SNARE in the ER 1 (gene USE1). Gene Ontology annotation, molecular function: SNAP receptor activity. The record is from RefSeq and is a predicted model, not a curated record. Gene Ontology annotation, biological process: retrograde vesicle-mediated transport, Golgi to endoplasmic reticulum. Gene Ontology annotation, cellular component: endoplasmic reticulum; SNARE complex. Lineage: Eukaryota; Metazoa; Chordata; Mammalia; Didelphimorphia; Didelphidae.